AUGGAGGCAAUCUACGACCUCUUGGACUGGGCCAAGACCCAGAACAUAGUCCUGCAUGGCAUAGCGCCCCAUGCUUUCCCCGGUCGCGGUAUCGGCCUCAUCUCGACAAAGACCAUCCAGGAGGGCGAUACCAUCCUCGAGGUCCCCAUCUCCGCCAUCAAGACCCUGGACACCGUCCCCGCCGCCCUGCGCGAUGCGCUCCCCGCUCCGCCCGACACCACCGUCCAUGCCCUCCUAGCCCUGGACCUGGCCCUCGACGCUUCCACCUACCCGGCUCCCUGGCGCGCCGUUCUUCCCUCUCGCGAGGACAUCUCAACCCUCCCCCUGACAUGGGACCAGCGCCUGCAGAAGUAUCUGCCAGGGGCCGCCCGGGAACUCCUCGAAAAGCAGCAGGCCAAGUUCGCCAAGGACCUCGCCACCUGCCGGGCUGCAUUCCCGGACCUCGACCCGGAUACCUACCGUCACGCCUGGCUUCUCGUCAACUCACGAACCUUCUACCACGUCUCCCCGCGCACUGAGGGCCUCCCCAAGGAGGACCACCUCUCCCUCCAGCCCGUGGCCGAUCUCUUCAACCAUGCGUCUCAAGGUUGCUCCGUGAAGCAUCCCUUUCACAACAAACGCAACGGCCCUACGACGCACGCCCCCGCCCAACCCCAUACAACCGGCAACUACACCAUCACCGCCAACACCACCUACCCACGCGGCGUGGAAGUCCCCAUCCGCUACGGCUGCCACAACAACGACUUCCUCCUCGUCGAAUACGGCUUCAUCCUCCCCGGCGCCACCAACGAGUGGGACGAGACGAGCCUGGACGACCUCCUCGGCCCGCGCCUCGGCCGCUCCCCCAGCCGCCGCAACGCCCUCCAACACCAUGAUUUCUGGGGCGGCUACGUCCUCGACGCCCAAGACGUGUGCUUCCGCACCCAGGUCGCCGUCCGCAGCCUACUCCGCACCGAAGCCGAGUGGCUCCGCUUCGCCCUUAACGCCGUGGACAGCGAGGCUGCCCAGCGAGCCGUCAGCAGGAAACUCCGCAGCCUGCUCGAGCUCUACAACUCCGACAUUGAGGAUACCAUCGAAGCUGUCCGGGAGUUGGACUUGCAGGACGGCGUCGGCACAGCUUCCCAGAAGGAGACCCAGAAGGAGAUUCUUAUUGCGCGUUGGGAGCAGGUUCAGGCCAUGGUCAGGGCCACUAUCGCACGGUACGACGAGAACCAUGGAGCGGGAUACUAA
Messenger RNA from Sodiomyces alkalinus F11, 1230 nucleotides. RefSeq names its product SET domain-containing protein. Gene Ontology annotation, molecular function: protein-lysine N-methyltransferase activity. Lineage: Eukaryota; Fungi; Ascomycota; Sordariomycetes; Glomerellales; Plectosphaerellaceae. The record is from RefSeq and is a predicted model, not a curated record. Gene Ontology annotation, biological process: peptidyl-lysine monomethylation. The transcript is spliced from 2 exons. Bases 1 to 1230 code for a protein of 409 amino acids.